AUGUCCUACUUGAACCCAGGUUAUGACAAAUAUACUCAUUUGUACAUCAAUUUUGUUUUCAUGAGAUACUCCAUUGAAUCUCUCCUCUCUGUUUCAGUUUGUACAACUUUCGAGAGUUCGAAUUAUGUUAUGUCGAGACCAGUCAACGUAUACACUACCGAAAACUCUUCGACAGCCCAUGAUCCGUUUCACCCUUCAACUUCAGGCCCAUUAGGUGGGCACAGUCCCAAAGUUUCCAUCAACCAUAUGUGCUACUCUAACCCAAAGUGUACGAAACUCAACUAA
Molecule: messenger RNA, 285 nt
Organism: Opisthorchis viverrini
Lineage: Eukaryota; Metazoa; Platyhelminthes; Trematoda; Opisthorchiida; Opisthorchiidae
Exons: 2
Coding region: 1-285 (94 amino acids)
Source: RefSeq, a predicted model, not a curated record